This is a messenger RNA of Aspergillus versicolor CBS 583.65, 615 nucleotides long. RefSeq names its product SRPBCC domain-containing protein. The record is from RefSeq and is a predicted model, not a curated record. The transcript has a single exon. Bases 1 to 615 code for a protein of 204 amino acids. Lineage: Eukaryota; Fungi; Ascomycota; Eurotiomycetes; Eurotiales; Aspergillaceae.
AUGUCCGACCCAGGCAACCACCCAGACACCCCCAACAUCCCCACCUCCUCCGCCGUCCUUCGGAUCCAAAGCUCCAUCCUCAUCGACGCACCCAUCCAAGACGUCUGGAACGCACUCACAGACACAUCAACAUACCCAAAGUGGAACCGGUUCGUGCCGCGAGUGACGGUGCGCAAGCAGCCGGAGGACUCUAAUAGCGACGAUGCGGUCCUGAGAAACGGAACGAAAUUCACCUUCCACGUUAACAUGUACCCGGAGACCAACGACGUCCCGCAGCCGGAUGCAUCGGGGUUACAGGAUACAUUUCUCCAGAUUAUUGAGAUUAAAGCGCCGACGACUGAAGGUAAAAAGGGCAGAGUUGUCUGGGCGAGUGAUCCCGAUGCAGGCGGGCUGGUAUCCGCACUUCUUACUGCCGAGCGCGUGCAUGAAGUUUCCGAGGUUGAGGAUGGGAAUGGGAACAGGGUGACCGAGGUGCGCAAUUGGGAGAGCCAGGUGGGGUAUCUUGCUUAUGCAGUGAAGUGGAUGUUUGAGGGCCGGUUGAGGGGGAAUUUCGGGGCUUGGGAGGAGGGGUUGAAGGGAUUUGCGGAGAGUGAGGCGAAGAAUGUCGGGAAAUAG